Amblyraja radiata (thorny skate) is the source of this 2170-nucleotide messenger RNA. Its product is annotated as probable E3 ubiquitin-protein ligase TRIM8. The transcript is spliced from 6 exons. The coding region runs from base 297 to 1937 and encodes 546 amino acids. NCBI's taxonomy places the organism in Eukaryota, Metazoa, Chordata, Chondrichthyes, Rajiformes, Rajidae. The record is from RefSeq and is a predicted model, not a curated record. Gene Ontology annotation, molecular function: protein binding; zinc ion binding.
GGGGAUGAUGCAGUAAGGGGAGAUCUUGAUGCAGCAAUGUGCUGCCUUGCGGUCGGGUUAAAUAUAUGUUUGAAAACUCCUCUUGUCCCUGUGCAUGUCCCUGUAAGAUGCAGCCCCAGUUUGAAGCGCGCACCAGGGGGGCUGAGUUUGCAACGCCGAGUGCGUGAGACCCUGCAAGUUGCAAUGGUCUCGGGGACGUCGGAGCCAAAGGUUGGAGCUGGGUUUUGGGUUUCGCUUUCGGUUCCAUCUGGCCUCUUCCGCCUCUGCUUCUGGCCGCUGGUCUCUUGGUCUGAGCAAUGGCCGAUGGCCCGCCGCCGGUGUGGCUGGAAGAGGAGCUGACCUGCCCCAUCUGCCUGCACAUCUACACCGACCCGGUCAUCCUCAACUGCAAGCACAGCUUCUGCCAAGCCUGCAUCGAGCAGUCGUGGAGGGAGCCUGCGUCUGGACUCUACUCCUGCCCCGAGUGCCGGGCCAAUUACAGGGAGAAACCUGCGCUGAAGAGGAACUUCAAGCUGGCCAACAUCGCCCAGAAAUACCAAGCGGUGAACGGCGGGCCGGUGGCUCUGCCUUGCAACUAUUGCACCAGGAAGAAGCUGUCUGCCGUCAAGACAUGCCUCAAGUGUGAAGCGUCUAUGUGUGCCAAGCACCUCAAGCACCACCGGGAGAACGCCGUGUUCAAGAACCACCCUCUCAUCGACCCCACGGCGGACAUGUCCACCUGGAAGUGCGUGGAGCACAAGAAGCUGCUGGAGAUCUACUGCAAAGACGACAAAGUCUGUAUCUGCUGUCUCUGCCCGGUGGUGGGUAGGCACAAGAAUCACAACUGUUGCAGCGUUAGUGAAGGCGAGCAGGAGCUGAGGGAUCACCUACAGCAGCAGAUAGACAAGGUCAGGGCAAAUACCACAGCCAUCCAAGCCGGCAUCCUGCACCUGCAGACACAGAAGGAAAAGACACAGAACCUGAUCAGGGAAAGCAAAGCCCAUGUCCAGGAGCGGUGUACGGCUCUGCGGAAUUACUUUGAGAAUGAAGAGAAAGAAGCAUUGAAGUAUCUCGACACAGUCCAGACCCAGGUCACAGGAGACAUUGAUGCACAGAUUUUUGCUUUGGAAGACAAGAUGGAAGUCUUUGAGAGAAAUAUGGCUGACUUCAGUAAUCUUUUAAUGAAUAUGGAAAAACUAGUCUUCAUACAGGGAUUUAAUUCAAUGAGAACAAGAAUAAAAGAUGCGUCUGAACCACUGGGACCACGGCCAUUACCACCUGACGUUAGUAAAGUCACCAGUGACAAGGUGAACUGGAUACAGAAGCAGUACGAAAUGGUGUCCCGGCUCGAGAGGGACCGAGACGUGAUGGCAACCGUGUACGGACGGACGCCGACUCUGGACUUGGAGACCGCCCACCGCAGCGUGGCGUUGUCGGAUGACAGACGAGGGGUGUCUUGCAUCCCAGACAGACAGCCCUACCCCGUCCACCGCAAGAGGUUCGACUGGUGGGGGCAGGUGCUGGCCUCGGAGGGAAUCAACGGCGGGCGCUCCUACUGGGAGGUGGAGACUGCGGCAGCUCACGGCAGUUGGGCGGUGGGGGUUUGCUACGGCAGCAUGAAGCGCAAGGGCAGGGACAAGGAGAGCGCACUCGGAGGGAACAAAAAAUCCUGGAGCGUCUGCUCACGGAACAACAACGGCCUUUGGAGUUACCUGUCGGGAUCACGUUCGGUCUCAGCCCAGCACAACGAUAUCGUCACUGAUAUCACUCUUCCCGUCAUCUCUAAGGUGGGAGUCUUUGUCGACUUUGAUGCUGGAAUCAUUUCAUUUUACAGCGUCUCAGACAGCAAGCUGAGCCUGAUCUGCACGUUUCAGCAGCAGUUGUUCUCUGAGUCUCUCUACCCUGCUCUCAGAGUUGGUGAUGUCAACACAUCCCUCACAAUGUCCCGCCUUAACUGAUUGCUCGAGUUUCAUAUUUUCUAACCAUUUUAGACUUAGCAACAAAUUUCCUUUAGCACCAAAUAGAAAUGCAAGUUGGCGUGUUAUACUCAGUUAUUUUCUUUUGCGUUAAACCCUGUAGUAUAAGUAGAGGGUUUACUGUAGGGCGGCGCAGUGGUAGAGUUGCUGCUUCACAGAGACCCCGGUUCGAUCCCGACUACGGGUGCUGUCUGUAUGGCGUUUGCACGUUCUCC